This is a messenger RNA of Cryptomeria japonica (Japanese cedar), 1019 nucleotides long. Its product is annotated as non-specific lipid transfer protein GPI-anchored 15. The coding region runs from base 89 to 703 and encodes 204 amino acids. NCBI's taxonomy places the organism in Eukaryota, Viridiplantae, Streptophyta, Pinopsida, Cupressales, Cupressaceae. Gene Ontology annotation, molecular function: lipid binding. The transcript is spliced from 3 exons. Gene Ontology annotation, biological process: lipid transport. The record is from RefSeq and is a predicted model, not a curated record.
GGAUCUCACAAAAACAUUACUUCAUUGUUAAUUUCAGAACUUUCUAAGCCACUUGCUAGUCUUUCUGUACUUUUCAAGUUGAUUCUCAAUGGCAGGUGUGAUGGAACGCCCUCAACGAUUGGUUUCAGUAGCACUGACUGUGGUGCUAAUAAUAGCAGGAGUUGCAGAGUAUGGCGGUGUAGCUGCUCAAUCAUCAGUGUGUGCAACUUCUCUGGCAACAUUGUCUCCCUGUGUGGGAUAUAUCACAAGUAAUAUGUCCAACUCAACUCCAUCACAGGGCUGCUGUACUUCCUUAUCUUCUGUAGUGCAGAGCAGUGCAAUAUGCCUGUGCCAGCUGUUCACUACCACCAAUCCUCUGGGAAUUCCCAUUAACCAGACAAGGGCUCUAGCUCUACCAGGCGCGUGCAAAGUCACCACUCCACCUCUCAGUCAAUGCAAUGCUGCAGGAGCUCCAGCUGCUUCUCCAUCUACAGGUUCUAGUGCACCACCAGCAACAGAAACUUCUCCUUCAUCUUCCCCUGCAACUCCAAAUGCAGUGUCUCCCUCAUCUAAUUCACCAUCUCUACUUCCUCCCACAACUUCUGUAGGAGGCAUUUCUCCAACAGCCAGCGAGAAGCCAACAUCUAAGGCAGGAGCCCUUUUCACACCAUCCACCAUUAUCAGCGCUUUAGCAGUAGCAAUGGUAGCGAUCAGUAUUUGCUGAACAUCUUUCUUCUAUGUCUGUGUUGGAUAUUCUAACAUGGACCUGAGUGUAUUGUGGGGUGCAUAGUAGUCUUUUAGCUUGACUUCCUCUUAUUUGGGUAGUCAUCUAUUAGAAUUGUAUAAAUUAUGGGUUUUAUGUGCCCUGUGCACAGUACUACAUUAGAGAUGAUUUGUAGCUAUUCUUUUGUCCUUUAAAUAAAUAAGGAUAUAUGCAUCCACUGUAAAUGUCCAGGUUGUUGGACCUACUGAAUGAUAUUUUUGUAUGCUAUAGCAUAUUUUAUAAUUUAUAUUAAUCCACAAAAGAAUUAUUUUGAAAA